UAUGUGGUGUACUGUAUGUAUUACUUCCAAGCACUUAUCAGACCCCGCACUGCACUACGCUCUCUCCGAGCGCCUAGCACCGCUCGACUGGUCCCGCCAUCUCUCGGGGUGCAAGAAACACCAACGAUGAAGUCUCAGGUCACACUCCUGCUCAUCUGCAUGCUUUUCUCCAAAGCGCUGUCGCUGACUUGUCACCAAAGUGUGCCACACUUAUCCGGAACAUGCACCAAUGAAAAGAUAAUCUGUGCAGAUCAGUGUCUCACUGCCACCACUUCUGUGUACAUGCGCGGUGCAAAGAUGUCGGAUGCUAAUAUGAAGGCUUGCGGCACGGCAGAGAUGUGUGUGAGCGAGAGCAUGAACCUGGGAGUGAUGAAAAUGGUCAACAAUGUCAAAUGCUGCCAAACUGAUCUCUGCAAUGCUGAAACGCUGCCAGCUCUUCCGAAGCAGGCUCCCAAUGGGAGAUCGUGUUACAGCUGUGAUGCUAACGGCUGCUCAGUAACAGUGAACUGUGAAGGAAGUGAAGAUCGCUGCAUCAGUGUAUCAGUUAAACAAGGAAGCAACACCAUGUCUAUGAAAGGAUGUGUAUCCAAGAGCCUCUGCACUUCUUCUGGAUCACCAAGCACAUCAGGAAUCGAUAUGUCAAAUGUGAAGUGUUGUGAGGGAAAUCUGUGCAAUUGAGGUGCUGAGAGCUUCCACCACUGAUGGAGCAUCUCACUUAAAGCCUUAUCAUUUAAAGACUUUAUUUCCUGUUCAAUAAUUCAGUCAUGUUUCUCAAUGUUCUAUUGGGAGAGUGUGUGAUGAUGAUGAUGAUGAUGAUGCAAAUGUUUAUGAUCAGAAUCUAUAAGGGGAAAAAAAGAUUUAUUUUGUUUGUAAAGCAAUUAAAAAGUCCAGUAAUAAACGGAAUAUUAUUCA
Molecule: messenger RNA, 912 nt
Organism: Ictalurus punctatus (channel catfish)
Lineage: Eukaryota; Metazoa; Chordata; Actinopteri; Siluriformes; Ictaluridae
Product: urokinase plasminogen activator surface receptor
Exons: 6
Coding region: 16-678 (220 amino acids)
Source: RefSeq, a predicted model, not a curated record